Messenger RNA from Cydia pomonella (codling moth), 1236 nucleotides. RefSeq names its product lipase 1-like. Lineage: Eukaryota; Metazoa; Arthropoda; Insecta; Lepidoptera; Tortricidae. The transcript has a single exon. Gene Ontology annotation, molecular function: hydrolase activity, acting on ester bonds. Bases 1 to 1236 code for a protein of 411 amino acids. Gene Ontology annotation, biological process: lipid metabolic process. The record is from RefSeq and is a predicted model, not a curated record.
AUGAAUUUAUCUCGUGUCAUCAUCACUAUACUGUGCGUAUUAAGUAUUUUGCAUACAAGCAAGGCGGAGAACGAUACUGAUUCGCUAUUUACCAGAGUCUCAGAAGCGACUUUAUCUGAAGAUGGAAAGCUUGAUUUUCCACAGUUGGCGACCAAAUACGGCCUGUCCGUCGAACAAUAUGACGUGACCACUGAAGAUGGCUACAUCCUUACGAUCUUCUACGUCGCAAAAGAUUUCAAUGCCACUAACACGCCUAUCUUGCUGUUCCAUGGUAUAAUUGACUCAUGCUACACGUAUAUGCUUAGAGGAAAUACCUCAUGGGUUUACACUUUGGCUGAGGCAGGCUACGGAGUUUGGGUCGGUAAUAACAGAGGGAACUUAUACGGCCGAAGACAUGUCACUCUGAAUCCGGGCAAAGAUGACAAAUUCUGGGAUUACAGCUUGCAUGAAAUUGGCUACUAUGACCUCGCUGCUACAAUAGAUUUCAUUCGCAAUAAAACAAAUUCUGCCAGCAUUUUAACCAUCGGCCAUUCUCAGGGAACUUCAGCGCAUUUUGUGCUCACUUCAAUGAGACCAGAGUACAAUGACAGAAUAAAAUUAUUUGUCGCCUUAGCACCUAUAGCUUAUCUGAACAAUUUGGAGCCACCAGUAUCCAUCGCAGCAGCAGCGGGACCAGCUAUUGCGGCGUUAUUAAAAACGCUGAACAUCAAUGAAUUACUGGAAAAUCAUAGCGCAGCGUCAAACCUUGUAACUCUACUAUGUAGCAAAGGCGUAGUCAGUUAUGUUGCAUGUGGUUUUGGUACGCUCUUCCCGUUGGCGGGCUUUGAUCCAGCAGGGCUUGAAGAAGAGUUUUUAACUGGGGUUGUUUUCGGUCAUUAUCCUAGCGCAACGUCAAGGAAAAGCUUGGUACAUUAUGAUCAAAUUGUUUUGAGACGUGAAUUCGCUCAGUACGACUACGGAACUAUCCGAAAUUUGGCUAAGUAUGGAAGUGAAAGUCCACCAGCCUAUAACCUGACAGCUGUGACUGUCAACGUUGCCUUGUUCGUGGGUAGCUCUGAUGGUGUGUCUAAGCUAAAGGACACGGAACACUUGAAUAAUAUACUCCCUAACGUGUUGCAAUAUAAGGUGAUGGAGCUCAAACGGUGGAAUCAUGUAGACUUCGUGUGGGGAAAAGAUAUCAUGUCUGAAUAUCUUUACCCACCCGUUUUAGAACUCUUAGAAAAAUAUAGGAACUGA